AUGAAUAUUAAUAUUUAUAAAAAUGAGUAUAGAAAAACAAGAAAUACCUUUCCAAAUAGAAAUAGAAGAUUAAAAAAAAUAAAUAAUACCUUCCUUACCCACUAUCACUUGAUAAAUUUGAUAUAAUACGAUUCAUUUAUAAAACACAAAAAUUAGCUUAUUAAAAAAAUAGAAUAUAUGAAAAAAUAUAUUGAAAUAGUUGAACAACCAUUAUAGUUUACAUAAAAAAUAAACCAAAAUCUAGAAGAUUAUUUACCUGAUGUAAUGUUUGGCCCUAAAUCCCUCUAACCUAAUGCAGGAUAAUAUGGAUUUUUAAAAGAAUAUUAGACUUAAGUAUUAUAGUAAAGUUAAGCAUAAAUUAGCUUUGAAUAAAACACAACUAAAAUUCCUGGAUCAAAUGUAGUAAUAUUAAUUUAUAAAUGAGAAACUUAUGAAAGUUUAACACUUGAAAUAUAGAAGUAUAGCAAUGAAUCAACAAAAAUAAAACCAAUAACAUAAAUAAAUGGUAAAUCUGCAUUUAAGAAAUUAAUCAGAUCUAAUGAAGCAUUAUUCUUAGAUUUUUAUUAAACUAAAUACGUUCCAUUUUAAUAAAAAUUUAUGACUACUAAUCAUCAUUCCAUCUAUUUCUAAAUAUAAAAUUAAAUAGGAUAUUAUUUUGUUUUUGGCAGAUAAUUAGAGUAAUUAAAUUUAAUGAAAUGGAUUUAUUUAGGGAUACUAAAAUUAAUUUAACCAAAGUUUUUUGUAAUUGCAUCUAGUAAUGAAGUUUUUCUUCAUGAUAUUAAUAUCUUAUAACUUUUUACAAAUUUAGAGAAUAAGAAAUAUUUUGGAAUUUCAUGUUAGAAAAAAAAAAUUAAAUAUAAUGGGAGAUUUUGGAAUAAUUAAUAAGGAGAUUUUGCAGAUAUUGCACUUAAAUUAGAUUCCAUGUUUAAAAUUAAAUAGUUUCAUAAUCCUCUCUCUUGUAUAUAUGAAUGGUCUAGAAUUGAACCUAUAAUAAAUGAUUAUAUCCGUAAACUUGAGAGUGAAUAUUUUACUAAUUCUUGUAUAUUAGGAUAUAAUUCAAUAUUACCUAGAUUUAUGAUUGAAUAUUCAGGUAAAGAAUUUAAAAUUAUAAAAAAUUACAUUAUCGAAUAGCAAUUUUCUGAGAAUUAAUUUGAAAUUGUAUUUAAUUAAUUUUGUGAAUACCAAUAAAAUAUCAACAAUUAAUUAAGGAAAUAAAGAUUUUUUUUGUUUAUUUAAGAAUGUUUUACAAUGGAUUAUUUCUAAAAUCUAAGUUUUAUAUAAUUACUUUGGGAUUUCAAUUUGUAAUUUAUAUUUCAAUAACAUUAGGUUUUUUCUUUUCCUUUUAAUGUCCAUAUUAACUCAAUUGUAACUUAUUUGAGGAAUCAAUUGGAUAUACUGCUUUGCCUGUUAGACUACUAAUUUUCUAUACCAUUAAUGUUUUAUUAUUCCUAUUACUAACAUAACUAUAUCAUUUUUAUUUCAAAUUUCAGUAAGUUCUUCAAAUAUUGAUGUAUUAUUCACUAAAGAAUAUGAUAAGUAAAAUGAAAUUAAUUUUGAAGUUUAAGAGGAUGAAUAUAUUAAGAAUACUUCUUAUUCUAUGGAUAAUGAAUUGUUAUAAAAAAAGGCACUUUAUUUUUUCUAUAAAUUUUCUUAAUUGA
Molecule: messenger RNA, 1658 nt
Organism: Paramecium primaurelia
Lineage: Eukaryota; Ciliophora; Oligohymenophorea; Peniculida; Parameciidae
Source: the annotation of a GenBank genome assembly